AUGGCCGAGAAGAAGGAGAAGAAGGAGAAGAAGGAGAAGAAGGAGAAGAAGGAGAAGAAGGAGAAGCGCGAGCGAUCGUCGGACGAAGAAACCGCGGAUGAGGUUGAGGACAAGCGCCCAAAGGUUGAAGACGCCGAAGAAGAGGAAGAGGACGGAUUCAAGGUGCACAAGAAGUCCGAUGCCGAUCUCUCGGGCAAAGCCACGAUCUCGACCGGGAACUACGAAGAUAUCACGCUGAACUGCCGCGAUUGCAACGGUGAGUUCGUGUUCACCGUCGGUGAACAAGAGUUUUACUCGUCGAAGGGUUGGACCAACCAACCGACGCGAUGCGAGCCGUGUAAGAAGGCGAAGAAGGAACGCUUUGGUGAGGACGUGCCGAAGUGCUACGCGUUCGAGCGCGGUGAAUGCAAUCGUGGGGACUCUUGUAGGUUCUCUCACGGACCGGGAAGCGCGGCCGGUCGCGGUGGCGGCGGCGGCGGCGGCGGCGGCGGCGGCGGCGUGUGCUACGCGUUCCAAAACGGCAACUGCUCGUACGGCGAUUCGUGCCGAUUCUCUCACGACCCGAACGCACCACCGUCGCGACCGGGCUCCAGAGGUCCGCCCGGGAAGUGCUACGCCUGGGCCGAGGGUAACUGCACGCGAGGCGAUUCGUGCCGUUUCUCUCACGAGUGA
Ostreococcus tauri is the source of this 672-nucleotide messenger RNA. Its product is annotated as Putative E3 ubiquitin-protein ligase,makorin-related. The transcript has a single exon. The record is from RefSeq and is a predicted model, not a curated record. Bases 1 to 672 code for a protein of 223 amino acids. Gene Ontology annotation, molecular function: metal ion binding. NCBI's taxonomy places the organism in Eukaryota, Viridiplantae, Chlorophyta, Mamiellophyceae, Mamiellales, Bathycoccaceae.